GUGUGGCUCCUGAGGUGUGAACGUUAGUGCAGAUGGCUUCUGGGUUUGGCCAGAGCCAAAGUGGACGACGGCGAGAUCCUCCAGAGUCAUAUCUCCUCAGGGGUCCGAGCCCCGUUCAUGAGCUUACUUCCAACAUCUGGGGGGGGCUAACAGAAAGGGGCACAAGGACCAAAGUGCUGCACUCGGGGUGGGUAAAUGAAUGAAAGUGGACCAGGUCAGAGCUUUAAAUGCUGAAAACUAGAUUUAUCUCCAAGGAGAUGGAUGAGCACGUUGCCAGGUUACAGCAGCUGUUGAGGUCUGAGCAGAUGAAGUGCUCCCGUCUGCAGCAGCGGUGCAGCCAUCAGGAGGCCAAGCUGAAGCAGCAGGAGAUGACCAGCAGCAAGCUGAGGCAGAAGCUGUCACAGCUGACUGACAGAAGAAAGGAGAAGGGGCUGUUCAUAGAGGUGCUGAACCUCCUACCUGGAAGAAGAGCCAAAGGAGAGCGCCCGAGCAGAUCCCUCAGUCAUAAUGCAAAACAAGAGGAGGCAGCUCUGCGUCUGAUGCUGGAGCGCCGAGAGGCAGAGCUGCGAGAGGCCAUGAAGCUACGUCACAGCCUCACCACCCUGCUGCACGCGCUGCGAGGCGACAUGGAGCAGUUCUUAGAGUCGACGGAUAUGGACCUCAGUGGACGGAGAAGACUGAAUGAAGCUGAAACGGCCCUGGGUGAACAUGUGACCGGAGGAGUCGUUCAGAGUUGGAGGACGGUGCAGAAGAAGCUCCAAGAUGCCCUUUCUGAAGGUCCACCUGCUGAGGGAACCGAUCACUACAAGCUUCUGGUUCAGCUUGAAACGGAGCUGGCAGAAAGUCAGCAGCUGGUCAGAUUCCAGCAACAACUUCUGCAAGACAGCGUGGCCUCGCCUCUUCCCUCUGAGCUGUCUGAUUCCUACUUUUUGGAGGAGUGGGAGCGUCUUCAAAUGUCCUGGGAAGAGUUUGACCGUCAGAGGAGGACUUUUGAGAAGGAGCGCCAGGCUUUCACUGAUGCUGCCAUCAGACUGAGUCGUGAGCGCUGUGACUUUGGUCGACAGAAGGCCUCUCUAGUGAAGCAGAUGUUUGUGUGCGACUCUCCUCUGUUUGGCCAACGAGCAUCCAGAAGAGAGAGCUCCAGUUUCAAUUACUCUGUUUUGGGGCCCAUUAACAUAUCCGGCUGUCUUCCUUUCACUCCAUCAUCCACGGAGUCUGGAAAUGCUGCUGUUCCUGAGGAAAGACUCCCCAGCACUCCUGAGCUGUACUCUGCCCUCGGUCUAUCGUACCACUACAGGUCCAGAGAGGUCGACCACAAAUCUGAGACCUGGAUCGAAGGCGUGGACCGGAGAGCGCACACGCCUUGGCCUUCCUACUUGGACUGGUCGUUGUAGUUCAACGCAAAUGAUGCGGAAAGCAGCUGUUCACUUUAUUUCCUCAUUUUUAACAUAAUAAAAUCAGAUUCUUUA
Nothobranchius furzeri (turquoise killifish) is the source of this 1469-nucleotide messenger RNA. NCBI's taxonomy places the organism in Eukaryota, Metazoa, Chordata, Actinopteri, Cyprinodontiformes, Nothobranchiidae. The record is from RefSeq and is a predicted model, not a curated record.